Messenger RNA from Orbicella faveolata, 2108 nucleotides. RefSeq names its product proteasome assembly chaperone 1-like. Lineage: Eukaryota; Metazoa; Cnidaria; Anthozoa; Scleractinia; Merulinidae. Gene Ontology annotation, cellular component: endoplasmic reticulum. The record is from RefSeq and is a predicted model, not a curated record. Gene Ontology annotation, molecular function: proteasome binding. Gene Ontology annotation, biological process: proteasome core complex assembly.
UUUUAUUAACGCAGGUGGACGGCCUGGGUACUAUUAUAAUCAAAAUGGCGGCAGCUUUUGGUGUUUGGGAAGUAAGGUUUCCUUCUUCUCGCGCAGUUUACGACGAAGACGACGAGGAGGACGAGGAAACAUCCACUUCAGAGGAUGAUUCAAGGAAUUUAAAUUUCCACUGGGCGCCUCACCUGAAAAUAGAUCAGGAAUCAUCUGUGACAGAAUGUCCCUUGAUGGUUCUCGCGGUCGGAGAAGUUGCUACAACAUUUGUAGAAGCUCAUUAUUUAUCAGCAGGGAGUGAAGUUGUCGCCUGUCUUACUUCAAAAAGGGGGAAUGAGCUGGAAUUCGAAAAACAGUGUAAUCAGUUCAAAUCAGGUGAUACGUGUUGUCUGUAUCGGCUAACAACGAAUCAUGAUGACUCAGUAUUUUUUCAAUGUCGAACGCCGGUACCUCAAGAGAAAGCGUUCCACUGGACAGAAAAGUUGUUUGAGAAUUUGAAGCCUUCCAAAGUUGUUAUUCUAACAUCAUUGGCAGCCUGUGAGUAUCACACCAAUGCUCCUGAGAAUCUCAAGUCUGACUUUGUAAAAGUGUUAAAGACAGAUUCCUGGCAAGAAAAGAUUUUACACGAAGAAUGCUCAUUUUUGGAAACUCCUAAUGUCAUGAGUGGAGUUGCAGCAUCAGUUUUACAGUACUGUCAGAUCCACAGUGUGGCUGCGGCAUUGUUUGUAUGCUUCACCGAGUCAUCACAUGUAGAUUCACAGUCAGUGGAAGCCUUUCAAUUCCUUCUAAAGAGUCCAAUGCUACACUCACUUCAUCAGGCUUCCAGUGAGCAGGUUAUAAAAGUACUCAAGUCCCUAAGAUCUGGAAAACUGAUAGAAAUGACCAUGUACAUGUAGGAGGAAAGCAUGACUUCAAAACGUAGCUCUUGGCACUGCUAUUAAUAUACAGUACCAAUCCCUCUUUGAGUGAUAGUGCUCAGAAAACGUUGUUAAAAAUUAUUGUAACAGGCUGUCAUGGCGAUAGCUAUGGAAAGAAAGGAUGAGACAAAGAAAUAAGCAUACACUGGCUGGCAUUGAAGUAAUGUUCAUCAUGAAACCAUUCUUUUGUUAAUGAUAUUUUAUGAUAUUCUGUGUUCUUUGAUGUGAGUAUAGCUUAGAACUGAGGACAGGUUGAGGCACGUUUGUUAAACGUUCUAGUUGUUUGGGUUCAGCUUUUGCAAUGUUCACCAAAAGGUCUGAAAGCAGGACUGUAACGUUUUUCCAGUGGACAGUUUCAAUUUGCCAGCUAGAUCACUCUCGUGACAGUGGAAAUCAACUUUGCAGCUGAAAAAACCUUUGGGACUCAGAUUCCAGAUUAGUUGCCUUCGCAUCUGUUAUUUUGGUAAUUAAUAACUGAUUUUGUGCCUUUGUUUUGAAGGCAACUAAAUUAGAGAUCAAAGUAGAACUUAAGAGUGAUGGGUUCUAAAUUAAGAACAAGGAAAAUCAGAGAAAAUCCCCCAGAGGAGGGAGAGAACCUGGCCUUCCACACAGAACACUUUUGGGCUUGUCAUACAUUCCUCCUCCAGGACAAGUGGGGCACCCAAAAUUUUCUGUGGGCUGGCUUAUUCUGACUCAAGCCUGCAAUUCAAAACUCAACUUGUAAAAAAAAAUAGCAUUUUCUCUCGAAGUGGGUGUCCAAAAAGAAAACUUGGACACCCAUCUGUAUGACUCUCAGCUGAAACUGAACUGAGAAUAAAUGGCCAGUCGAAGACGAGCACUUACCCAAGAAGGAUGAAAUGGAAGAGCUACACUCUUGUGAUCUGGGUACUCUUUGGGAGAAGUUACAAUCAAAUAUAGAUGAACAUGACAGGUGUCACCUAUUUGCAAAACAGUCGCUCAAAAGAGGAAAGCCAUAAACCUAACCACCCUCCCUUUUUACUCGGAUCGAUGCAAUUUUAUUGACUGUUAUUUCUGGUUGUUAUAUCUGUAAAGCAAUAGAGCACUGUAUGCUUUCGUCACAAAAUACUAAUGUGAAAAGGACUAUAAACUGGAGCUAAAAGGUAACAAUUAAGAAGUUCAAAAAGCGGAUCGUAAAUCUUAAGCUAUAAGUUAGCAAUAAAAUGAACUGAUAAAGCGGAA